Molecule: messenger RNA, 5697 nt
Organism: Eimeria maxima
Lineage: Eukaryota; Apicomplexa; Conoidasida; Eucoccidiorida; Eimeriidae
Exons: 6
Coding region: 1-5697 (1898 amino acids)
Source: RefSeq, a predicted model, not a curated record
AUGUCCGGUUGGUUAAGUGCUAAGAUAAGCGCCUUGGGGGAGAAGGUGAUGGACUCGGUGUUGGAGGCGGUGGCGAGUCAGCAGGACCAACAUCUCAAAGGAUUGCAGCAGAUGCAGCAAUGGCCAGUUUCUCGUCUAUUGAAUCGGGUUGUGAAUGCGAAAUACUUUUACAGACAAGCAAAUGUUGCCCCUUGUGCUGCAUUCGACGAGAUAUUCCCCCCACAACCCCCGCUCUCUCCCGCUGCUGCUGCUGCGGCAGCGGCAGGCAGAAGCAGCAGCAGCAGCAGCAGCCGGGCGCCCAGUGGGUGCAACGCAGACGAAAACGCCACGGCACCAGUUGCAGCGGCAGGUGCUCCCUACCCCCAAACAGGCCAACAACAGCAGCAACACCAACGGCGUGGUUCCUUGGGAUUGCUGCCUCCCUUCAUCCCAAGAGAUGCAGUUGGACGCCUGGAGAUUGCAGUACCAGGUGCUUGCUUGCUGCUGUUCAAUGCUGAGGGGGCUCGCACCAACCCACUACAGCAGCAGCAGGCGAAGCACCAGCAGCAGCUGUCAUGGAUGCUGCGGGUUCUUGUCGAGAAUCAGCAGCAGCACAGCCGCACCGUCCGCCUCAGCACCAGCAGUAGUAGUAGUAGUAGUAGUAGCGAUUGCAUGAACGAGCUGCCUUUCGAGGCUUCUUUUGAGUUCCCUGUGCGCGACCUUUGGACAGACAUUUCCCUUGAAGUUAUCUGCAUUCGCCCAUGUAGGCAGAUCAUAUUAAAAGCAAACAAGGAUGCUGCUGCGGCUGCUGCGGGUGCUCCCAGCAGCAGUAGCAGUAGCAGUAGCACGUGGGCGCCGCUUGAGGACGUUUCAGGACUGUCUGCUGCUGUUGCUGCUGGCUUAGUGCCACCUCAGCAGCAGAGAGAGCAGCUGCUACAGCAGCUGCACCAACAGCUCGGGGCUGCGUACGACGAAGGCGAUGCGGCUCGCCUUCAGCAGCAGCUGCACCAGCUACAUCAGCUACAGCAGCUGCACCAGUUGCAGCAGCAGCAACAGCAGCAGCAGCAACAGCAGCAGCAGCAACAGCAGCAGCAUGGGACAUCCACGGAUUUAUCACCUUCCGAUGGAUUUUCCAGUUUAGAUGAGCGGCAGCUGUAUGGCCGCGUAAUCAUUCCUCUGUCUUCUUUCCUCCGCGCCUCCUCCCCUGUGCAGCAACAGCAGCACCACCAGCAGCAGCAGCAGAGUUGGUGGUGGAGUGCUGAGUCUGGAUGGGUUAGCGAAGGGGAGUUUUGGGCUCAUUUAUACCCAGACAAUAAAAAGCGACAAGAGCGGAAAUACCUCAGGCCUGUUAGAGCGGCUUCUUAUCUGCGGAGCUCCUUCAAGGACCACUUGUUUGUUUUGUUAUUUUGGCUGCUGCUGUUUUAUUUUAUUGUCCUCGCGAGGCCUCAGGACUUGCCGCUUGCAGCUGCUGCUUGUGUUGCUGCCGUCUCCUUGUCUUACAAGUGCUGCGAGUCGCAGAGCAGCAGCCGGUCCCCCUGCUGCAGCACAGCUCUUGUUCUUAGCAGCACCAGCAGCAAAAGCACAGCAGAUGAGCAGCCGAAAAAGAAGAGGGUUAUUCCUCUUCCCGUGCUGCACUGCAGCACAGGGUCUCUCCCACCCCCCUCAACAACAAUCUCGUCUCCUCCUGGUGUUUCUACUGCUGCUGCGGACGGCGUCGCAGCUGCAACAGCAGGAUCAGCAGCAGGUGGUGCCGAGUCAACAGCGAGUGUGGGGAGCCACGUAAUAUGGCAUUUGCCGCAGCACCAACAGCAGCAGCAGCAGGGGGUUGUUGAUUGGAUAAAUGUCCCGGGGUGCAGCAGCAGCAGGUCGUUGGGGCAGCAGCAGCUGCAGUGGACGACGUCGGAUGCUUCUCUAGUGGAUGCUGCAACAGCACAACGAGGAGCGUCAGUGCCAUCAGGAGCUCCGUCGAAUAGUGGUUCAAAUCAAGGCCUGUGGCCGUUGCUGUCUCUUGGAGCCGAUGAUGGGGAUGCUGCUGCCGCUGCAGCUUCAGCAGCAGCUGCUGCGGCGGGAGCGGCAGCAGCCAUUCCAGGAGCAAGUACAGCGGCAGGCCCGGGAUCCGCAGGAGGAGGACCCGGGGGAGCAGUAGCAGCAGGGGCAGCAGCAGGGGCAGCAGCAGGCACAGCAGCAGCCGCUGCUGCAGUUGGUGCAGAUGAAGGAGGAGGGGGCGACGGCUUCUCUCUCGUGUUGAGCCCCUUCGGGAAGAUUCGGGUGUCUGGGCAGCCCACACCCAGCAGCAGCGAGGAGUGGCCGAUCUUUGCUGACGACGAGGCAGAACCGCACCUCGCAGAACAGUUGCAGAACCUCGUCGAAGUCUCCACUGUGCUGCAGUUGAUAUUUGGCUACACCGCACAAUGUUUAGACAAAGUGAAGUAUGCAUUUAACUGGGAAGACCCUCUGCUGACAUUUGGGUCGGUUGUUUUGCUGCUGCUGAACGGGCUGCUGCUGUCACUGCUGCUGCGGCUGUUGUGUCUGGUUCCCCUGUUCUACUGGCGUCUGUUUGCCUUCUGUUGUCUGCUGUCGAACGCUGCAACACGAGCAGCAGCAGCAGGACCUGCAGCAGGUACAACAGAUGCACCAAAGGGGGAGCUGCCGCUUGAGCAACAGCGCCGAACUGCUGCCGAGGGCUCUGCUGGAGCAGCAGCAGCAAAGGAUCAGCAACUGCAGCAGCAUCAGGCAGCAGCAGUGUCGCCGAGGUGUCAAUCGUUUACCAAUACUGAAGGGCUCCUGAGCAGUAGCUCCUCCUUCUCGCAGAAGCAACCCUCGUGGUUUGGCGGCUUCUUAAGGCAGAGGCGUAGCAGCAGCAGGCGUGAAGGAUCUGUUUCAAAGGGUGGUGAUGACGGCGCUGCCGACCCGCGCAGCGGCAGCAGAGUUCGCGCAGAGGAUGAGGCGUCGCUGCUCUCUGCUGCUACUUCUGCUAACAGCAGCAGCAGGAGUACGGCGUCAUUUUUCGUGGACUACGCAGUCCGCUGUUUGUGUGCGAUUUUGGGUGUAUGCAUGCGCGCUUGCAGAGGGCUGUUGGAGAUAGCUUUCGACCGUGUUGGAGUGCCUCUGCUGAUGCUGGUGGAGUCCGUUGCUGUUUCGUAUUUCGCUGUUGUAGCCUUUUGGUGGGCUCACCUCCCGGAGCAGAGGGAGGUUGAACACAGACAGAUUGCGCUGUCGCAGCUGCUGCCAUCCUUGUCGGUACUGUUGCCUCCUGAGGCACGCGAGGCAGCAGCAGCAGCAGCAGCGCGCCAGCAGCAGCAGCAGCACUCCUCAGCCGCGGUGGCGUCGGCGGCAGCAGCAGCAGCUGCUGCUGCAGAAGCCGGGGGAGGGGCUCCCACCGCCUCCUUCAAGCCCCACGGCCUAUUCCCAGAAGAUGUUUAUCUGUUCUUAAAACAGUACUGCCGCAGCAGGUGGAAGCGCGAGAACCCUGUGACAGCGCAGCUGUAUGCAGCAGCGCCUUAUCUUAUGCCCCGCAGCAGGAGCAGCAGCAUAUGCUUAGAUGAACCCGAACAGCAACAGCAACAGCAACAACAACAGCAGCAACAACAGCAGCAGCGAGAACCCUCUGCCUUCGGUUCUUUUUCACUCGAACUUCGCAAGGGGGCCUCUUCACCCUGGGCGUCUUCUCUCGGUACCUCUGAGGUGCAGCAGCAAGACCAGCAGCAGCAGCGGACAGAUUCCUUGCUCAGCUGGAGCGGCUUGGGGAGUGCUAUUGCAGCAGCAGCAGCAGCGACAUCAGAGGGAGGUCCAGACGCUUGUGAAGGAUCGUCUCCUCCACAGCAGCGCAGCAGCAGCAGCAGCAGCAGCAAGGGUCCGUUGCUGACUCAUUCUGAGUCCUUGACACACCUAACAGCACAAGGAGAGGUUGAGCGCCUCAUGUUGCACCCUCAGUUCAUUUCAUGGCAGCAGCAGCUCUUUGAAAGGGGACAGAGAACAGCAGCAGAUGAACUGAGCGACGACGAACAGCAGCAGCAACAGGAGCAUCAGCGGCUGCUACUGCUGCAGCAACAGGGACUGCACGCCCAGGAACACCAACAGGAGCAGAACGAGCAGCAGCAGCAGCAAGGAAAUAGAGGCGUGCGCCAACACCACCAACACGAGAAGCAACGGCAAAAGCAACAGCUGCAGCAGGAACAGCACAGAGAGAGUUCACAGGAAGCAGCAGGGCCCUUCGGUAGCCUCGCCUUUCCUGGUCUCAAGGCUCUCUUUGGCCGUAAGUCAAGUUCAGAGCACCCCGCGAAUGGCAGUGCGGCCGUAUGCCCUGCUACAAUGGCUGCUGCUGCGGCUGCUGUUGCUGCAGUGCGGCAACAACAGCAGCAGAAAAGAAGCAAGGAAGUGGAGGCAACGCCCAGAAGCAGCAGUAACAGCAGCAGCAGCAGUAGCAGGCGGAUACGGAACCCAGCAAGUUUUUCUACAGCACUAAGAGAAGGCCAGCAGCGUCCUGUCGUUCGGUUCCGCGACGGGCACCACCCUCAGCAGCAGCAACAGCAGCAUAAGCAUGACUGUCCGUACGCUAGAGGAUCUGAGGCUGUCCAUGCAGAUGAAGUGAGUGACAGCAACUGUUACGCCAGCAGCAACAGCCGCAGCAACAGUGGCAACACAGGGGAGGUAAGACCCUCCUCUCAUGUGGAUAACCGAGAUUCCGGGCUGUCGCAGCACGAGGAGGCCGACGCUAAGCCCUUGGCUCAGGAGGAGCAGCUGCUGGUACAUCCAGGAGAUCCUGGUGCUGCUCCUGCCUCGUCAACCAUCGACAGCAGUGGCACCGAUUCGGCAGCAGCAGCAAUUGCUGCAGCAGCCGCAGCAGCUGGUGCUUGCCCAGAUGAAACUCCUAAAGGGGAGCCCGUAAGCGCGUCUAUCACCACUAGGUCCUCAGUGACGCAGCAGGAGAACGAGCUCGAACCACAGCAGCAGCAGCAACACGAUGCGGAUUUGUGGGUCAAGGGCCAGCAGCACGCGCAGAUGGCGCUACAGCAGCUGCAGAAUGUGCAGCAGCAGCUGCAUGCGAUCGAAGAACAGCAGACUAUUCUUGCAAGGAAGGCUCUGCAGAAGUACCCAACAGAAGAUGCAGAAGCUUUGCAGCAGCUGCAGCAGCAGCGCCCUGGAGGCGCCUCACAACAGCAACACGAAGGAGAAUGCCGUCAAGGAGCUGGCUCCACGGACCGGCCUAUGAAGGAUUCAGGUUCACUGCAGCAGCAACAGCAGCAGCUGCAGCAACAGGAGCAACAACGUCAAUCUUCAUGGUGGCCUGCCGGCCCUUGGAACGAAACGCUGUCUUCUCCUAUGGGGCUUUCACGUGCAGAUUUCUCUUCUUGGUCGUUUUCUCAGCAUCCUCAUCAUCAGCAGCAGCGGCAUUUGAGCAGCAGCAUCCCUGAUUUGACUAGCAGGAACUGGCUGCUGGGAUCUGGGGAGCAGAUGAGGCAGCAGCAGCACACAGACCCAUCCAGCAAUGGGAGGAGCAGCAGCAUGCAGACGCUCACAGGCAAAGACAGUUUCUCUGCUGCUCUCGCAUCCAUUGGUUCAUUCGUCGAAAGCCUUGGCUGGAACUUCAAUACACCAGGAGCAGUAGCAGCACCUGCUACUGCAUCAACAACAGCUGCUGCAGCAACGGCGACAGCAGACACUGCUGCUGGAGGAGCUGCUGCACCUGCCGCUACUGACCAGCAGCAGCAGACCUAG